UGGACUUUUUUAGGUAGAAAGGGGGCUCUGCAUUGUGAUAAACGUGGGCUUCACUCUGUUGUUUUGCAAGAGACGGUAUUUAGGAGGCUAAAACUGAAAGAACUGUGGUCUUACCACGUCUAAACCCUUCCAGACCAGACUCCAGAAUGAACUUCUUGCUCGAGACUCUGCAGCUAAUAGUCUUGACUGUGUAUUACAGUCUUGAGGCUAUCGCUUCCUUCUUUAUACCCGCAAAAAAGAAAGACGUGACUGGUGAAAUUGUCCUCAUCACUGGGGCAGGCAGUGGAAUUGGGAGACUAAUGGCCUUGGAGUUCGCCAGGAUGGACGUCGUCCUUGUUUUGUGGGAUAUCAACCAAGAAGGGGUGAAGGAAACUGCCCGUGUGUGCAAAGAGGAAGGAGCCAAACGCGUUCAUUACUACCUUUGUGACUGCAGCGACAAAAGUGAGGUGUACACAGUUGCAAAUCAGGUGAAACGAGAGGUUGGAGAUGUCAGCAUUCUCAUCAAUAAUGCUGGAAUUGUAAUUGGAAAGAAAUUUAUGGAUGCCCCAGAUGACCUUAUCGAGAAGACCAUUGAGAUAAACACCAUGGCACACUUUUGGACUUACAAAGCAUUUCUUCCAGCAAUGGUGGACAACAACCAUGGACAUUUGAUAAGCGUAUCCAGUUCUGCCGGGUUGAUAGGUGUAAAUGGGCUUGCCGAUUACUGUGCGAGCAAAUUUGCUGCUGUUGGCUUUGCAGAGUCUGUUGCUCUGGAAUUAUUCGCCACAGGCAAAGAAGGGGUGAAGACUACAAUCGUGUGCCCUUACCUCAUAAAGACAGGCAUGUUUGAUGGGUGCGGUACCAAGUGGCCCACCUUCCUUCCAAUUCUGGAUCCAGAGUAUGUGGCCAAGAAAGUUGUGGAUGCCAUUUUAACAAAUCAAACUUGGCUCUUGAUGCCAAAGACUAUGUUUCUUAUGAUGGCAUUAAAAAGCCUUUUACCUCCCAAGCAAAGUGUCAUCUUGGGAAAGUACUUUGGUGCAUUUAAUUUCAUGGACACAUUCCAAGGACGCCAGAAGAAACAGGAGUGAAGCCUUGGGAAUUAGAUGUUAAAGUUGUCAUUUGUUGUGCACAAACAGUCCAGACACAUAUGAAGUCUUUUAUACCCCCUCUGAGUAGCCUAAUACAUCUUAAAAUAAUAUGGACAUUGUGACCUUUAUACCAUCCUCUCUAUUGACUUUGACUCUUAGUGUAAUUAAACCCUCUCUUUCAAUCUUUAACUAGUGUGAGUGAAACUUUAAUAAAUAAAUAAAAACAAUUUUCUAUGUAGUA
Messenger RNA from Engraulis encrasicolus (European anchovy), 1308 nucleotides. RefSeq names its product epidermal retinol dehydrogenase 2-like. Gene Ontology annotation, cellular component: lipid droplet. The record is from RefSeq and is a predicted model, not a curated record. Gene Ontology annotation, molecular function: oxidoreductase activity, acting on the CH-OH group of donors, NAD or NADP as acceptor. The transcript has a single exon. Bases 147 to 1067 code for a protein of 306 amino acids. NCBI's taxonomy places the organism in Eukaryota, Metazoa, Chordata, Actinopteri, Clupeiformes, Engraulidae.